Molecule: messenger RNA, 5059 nt
Organism: Pteronotus mesoamericanus
Lineage: Eukaryota; Metazoa; Chordata; Mammalia; Chiroptera; Mormoopidae
Gene: NECTIN1
Product: nectin cell adhesion molecule 1
Exons: 6
Coding region: 50-1600 (516 amino acids)
Biological process (GO): heterophilic cell-cell adhesion; homophilic cell-cell adhesion; protein localization to cell junction
Cellular component (GO): adherens junction
Source: RefSeq, a predicted model, not a curated record
GCGAGGAGCGCUCUCCUCGAGGCCCUUCUCGCCGGACCUCCGGCCCCCGAUGGCUCGGAUGGGGCUAGCGGGUGCCGCUGGACUCUGGUGGGGACUCGCUCUCGGAUUGACCGCAUUCUUCCUCCCAGGUGCCCACACCCAGGUGGUCCAGGUGAACGACUCCAUGUAUGGUUUCAUCGGCACAGAUGUGGUGCUGCACUGCAGCUUCACCAACCCACUGCCUGGUGUGAAGAUCACGCAGGUCACAUGGCAGAAGGCCACCAAUGGCUCCAAGCAGAAUGUGGCCAUCUACAACCCAGCCAUGGGCGUCUCCGUGUUGGCUCCCUACCGUGAGCGUGUGGAGUUCCUGAGGCCCUCCUUCAUUGAUGGCACCAUCCGCCUCUCCCGCCUGGAGCUGGAGGAUGAGGGUGUCUAUAUCUGCGAGUUUGCCACCUUCCCUGCUGGCAAUCGAGAGAGCCAGCUUAAUCUCACUGUCAUGGCCAAACCCACCAACUGGAUAGAGGGUACCCAGGCAGUACUUCGAGCCAAGAAGGGUCAUGAUGAUAAGGUCCUGGUGGCCACCUGCACCUCAGCCAAUGGGAAGCCACCCAGUGUACUGUCCUGGGAAACACGGUUGAAGGGCGAGGCAGAGUACCAGGAGAUCCGGAACCCCAAUGGCACAGUGACUGUCAUCAGCCGCUACCGCCUGGUGCCCAACCGGGAAGCCCACCAGCAGUCCCUGGCCUGCAUAGUCAACUACCACAUGGACCGCUUCCAGGAAAGCAUCACCGUCAAUGUGCAGUAUGAGCCCAAGGUGACCAUUGAGGGAUUCGAUGGGAACUGGUACCUGCAACGGAUGGAUGUGAAGCUCACCUGCAAAGCUGAUGCUAACCCCCCAGCCACUGAGUACCACUGGACCACGCUGAAUGGUUCUCUCCCCAAGGGCGUGGAGGCCCAGAACAGAACCCUCUUCUUCAGGGGACCUAUCAACUAUAGCCUGACAGGGACCUACAUAUGUGAGGCCACCAACCCCAUUGGCACCCGCUCAGGCCAGGUGGAAGUCAAUAUCACAGAAUUCCCCUACACCCCAUCUCCUCCUGAACAUGGGCAGCGGGCCGGGCCAGUACCCACGGCCAUCAUUGGGGGCGUGGCAGGGAGUAUCCUGCUGGUGCUUAUUGUGGUUGGCGGAACCGUGAUGGCCCUGCGCCGGCGCCGUCAUACCUUCAAGGGUGACUACAGCACAAAGAAGCAUGUAUAUGGCAACGGCUACAGCAAGGCAGGCAUCCCCCAGCACCACCCGCCCAUGGCCCAGAACCUGCAGUAUCCUGAUGACUCAGAUGAUGAGAAGAAGGCCGGCCCACUAGGAGGGAGCAGCUAUGAGGAGGAGGAGGAGGAGGAGGGUGGUGGAGGAGGCGAACGCAAGGUGGGAGGCACUCACCCAAAAUAUGACGAGGAUGCCAAACGGCCCUACUUCACAGUGGAUGAGGCAGAAGCCUGUCAGGACAGCUAUGGGGACCGGACUCUGGGCUACCAGUAUGACCCUGAGCAGCUGGACUUGGCCGAGAACAUGGUUUCUCAGAACGAUGGGUCUUUUAUUUCCAAGAAGGAAUGGUACGUGUAGUCCCCUCUCCAGACUACAUCCCUUCUGUCUUCACUCCUCUCCAGCCCCACUCACACACCUGCCUGACUCCCACCUGCCCCUCACCACCUAAUCCUCCACAAACUGACAGGAGACUCGCUCAGCUGCCCAAAGCCAGACCCUCACUUGCUGGGAGCCAUUGAGCCUUGGGCAGAUACAACCUGCUUUGUUUUGAUUCCCACUCUCCCCCACCCCCCUGUCCCCUGUUCUCCCCAGGAUUUCAUGCUCAUUGUGACUUUGAUGUUCCUGAACCUUUCCUCCCCAACUGCAGCCUCCUGCCCUCUGUGCAGGGCACCGAUUCUCAUCUUGUAUACCUAGGCAUCUGUUCCUCCAGGGUUUGGGGAGCCAGCCCUCCCCUGUCCCAACACUGGAAUUUCUCUAUGUUCUCUCCACUAGGGGAAGGAGGCUGCAGAGCCUCCCAGAGGAAAAGCCUCACCCCCAGAUGCUGCUCUUUUGUUCCCAAGAAGAGGGAACUCAACACCCCCAAUGUGAGCUGACGCAGCCGGGAGUUUGAACCCCGGUCUAGACAGCAAUUGCACCCAAGAGGUAGUGUGUGAGGUAUGGCUUCUCUGAAGCACCCAGAGUUGUCUGGGUAAAUCAAGUUGAAUAGAGUUGAGGUCCCACCUGGGGCCUUCGGCAGUAUGUUUUCCUAAUGAGGUUGGUUUUAUAUAUUUUUUCCUUUUUAUCCUGCAGACAGUAAUGUCCUACAUGACCUUCCUCUUUACCCCAGUUUUUCCCCACAGAGUGGGACUCCAAGGUGGACUCUGGCCCACACUUCCCACACAGCUCUACUGACACAAUACAUGUACCCACAUACACACACACCACUCAUGUCUGCUUCUGUGCACCCCUAGGGGUACAUACCUUACCCAGGCUGGACACUGCCCAAGGCUUGCCUCUCUGCUCCAUUUCUUCCCCCUUCCCAGUUGACAGUGGGGUGGCCUUCAGAAGCUUUCAGGACAGCUGAGACUAUGCCUCCAAUGCCUCCACCUAGGAUCUCAGGCUGGCCCUAAACUGCUUCUUACAGCAUGGAAGUUCCUCAGAUUUUUCUUAGCUAUUCAAUGCUAGCAACUCUUGAUUCUCUUGGGGAGUCAGGGCUGGGAUCCCAGAAGGGAAACGUGUCCAGGAGUUAGAGGUGAGCAAGUAACCAGGUAGAGGGCAUGGGGAGGCUUCCUCCCCUGUGUUAGCAGCUCUGCAAAUAUAGUCACAAGACUGAAAGAUGUAGGUAGCACCUCACCCACAAAGGCCAGAAAGUGCAAGGGGAGUAGGGGAGCCAGGGAUACCGAGUCAAAAGCUCCUACUUGCUCCUGCUCACCACUCUCUACUUCCUGCUCAGCUAUCCCUGGUCUUUGUUUUGAGUGAGGGCACCUUGGAGAAGCUUUCCCUUUGAGUUGUAGAAUACCCCCUUGAAUGGGGUUCUGAGUUCCUGUCAGCCACCCAAGACUCAGUCUUCCCAAGACUCAAUCUAUAAAAUGGGGGAAGACCCCUCCCAGCCCUCUCAGUUCCCCUAGCUCAAAGUGCCUCAGUUCCUCCAUCUGCCCACUGAUUGCUCCCUAUACCCCACCCCUGGCACUCUAGAUAAGAAAGAUCCUGGGAUGGGAGAGGCAGGUUCAUGCCUGCCCAUUAGGAUUCCAGCUAAAUCAGCCUAGGGUGUCAGGAGCUCUAUGGGAUGGCAACUCUUGGGGGGAGGUGACAGACCACUCUGUUCGCCACUAAUGCUAGACUGCCCUGCCAUAGGCUUCCCAAAAAAGCUCCCAAUUCCAACCUCCACCCCAUUUCUCCCCUUCCUGGUGCUGCUAUUGGACCCCUAGCCAGCUCCAUCUCGGCCCUAACAACCCUGGGCCCACCAGGUGGGCCACCCUCAUCUGGCUGCCACUGCCCAAGCCACCCAGUAGCCACGUAGCAGAAUUCUGAAGCCAUGCCAGUCCCGGGGGCAUUUCUCCCCUCUCGGCAUUGAGGGUACUGGGAGGGUACUGGAUAGAGUGGAAUUAGGGGAGAAAAUUCUGGGAUCUUUCUAGCCAUAGGGCAGAGGAGGGGUAGAGGAGCUGGGCUGCUUCUCCCAGCAGUAUUAGUGCCCCCCCCCACCAGGCCAAAGGACCAUUUUCCAUGUUUUACCACUGCCCCAUCCCACCUCAUUCCACUCUGACUCCUGUGUCUGGUCCCCUUGCCCCAAGGCAGGAGGAAAUCCCAGGGGCCUGCCUGAUGGAGCCAUUCUCUGUCCCCUUGAAACCAUAAGACUGAAAGGAUUCCUCCUGUGUUGACCUGACCCUACACUGCCUACCCCUAUUUCUCACUUUAUGAUGGACUUAGGCCCCCAGGCCCAGCCAAAGCACUGAGUCCCCUUAAGUCACCUCCACACCCUCCCCUCAAACAAAGCACAAAUUGUUGUGCCUGUGCCACACGCAUGGGCCACAUGGGAACUCCUGCCUAGCCCAGAACCCAGCUGCGACACUACCAGCAAGGAAGCUGCUCCCCAAGGCCAAGAGUAGACAUGAGGCUGGGGUAAGCACUUGGGCUGGAGUAAUGGGGUUUUCUGUACCCCAAGUUUGUGGGCAUGCAGGCACAGCUACUGGGCCCACAGACACAGCCUCUGACAAAGGGAAGGUGUAGCCCAUCAGAAAGAAGAGGAUGUUCUCCUCCAUGACACCAGCAUGAGCGAAGCUUCUGCCCUUGCUGGAAAAGAAAUAAACUUGGUAUUCAUUGUGCCAAGAGCUUCCCAGUUGUCAUCCUGCCUCUGCUUGCCCUCCCUAUCCUUGCCCAGCCUCUAUUCCAUCUAUACUUGUAUUUCCUUAAGAUUUUGAUGUUCUAAUGUGUAAUAGAAACUUCUGAGUCCUUUCUCUCAGAAGAAUCUGAAAGGCAGCAGCACAGGAAUGCACAUGUAGCCAUCUGAGACCCCGCCCACAAGCACAUGGGGCACACACCCCCAACAGACCCCCAGCACAGGCAGAGGCGCACACACACACACUCAGGCAUGGCAGAGGAAUGGGUUGGUCCUGCUGAAGCCCUUGAAGAUAAACAGUGAUUUCCCAGUGCUCAGGCCAUAAGACAGACUCACAGAAGCUGUGUCUCUUGGACAUGUGCCCCUCUGCCAACCCCUUCCUGUGUGCCCAAAUCACUGGUGCAAUAAUUCUGCCAUUCUCCAAGCAGAGGAACCAGGGAUUGUGUUAGGUGGGUAUGGAACUCACCUGGGAGGAAGGGAGUGCUUCCAGGCCUCCUGGAGGGCAGACAGAGUCCUCCAAAGUCUGACUGCCACCAGUAACCCUCUCCUGAUGAAUAGCACGUAGGUAUCACCCAGUCCCCACAUAUCCACAGGGUGCCAUGCACUGCCGACGGGUGCCUGGAAAAACAGGCCUGUGCUGCUGCUGCCCAAGUGUGAGGCCAGAGGAACCCUGCCCACUGGUGCUUCAGCUCUUCCCACUACUGCUGUGAGGAAUGGGAUUC